AUGCAUAUAAUGCUACACUGGUUACAGUUUUUUUUAUUUGCUUCAGAAAUAACAGAUGCCAAGGUAGAAGGGACAGCGUUGAAAAUACAAAUAAAAGAUAGAGUUUUAUCAUUCGAAGAUUGCUGGCUUCGUGAUCAUUGCAGAUGCCCAGAAUGUUACCAUGAGUCUACGAACCAAAGAGCUAAUCAUAUUUUGGAUAUACCUGAAGUGACUAUAGCUGGCGUGAGAAAUAGUGACACAACAGUAACUGUACUAUGGAGCGACGGUCACACUUCAAAGUACGAAGGUGACUUCUUAAUCCAAUUUGAGUACAACACAUGGAAGGUUCAUUUACGACACGUACCAAUUUUAUGGCGAGGAGACGGGGUCUCUGCAAAAGUUGCCAAACUUCCCCUCAAUCAAUUCGUAAACAAUAAAGACGGGGAAAAAUUCAUCUUUCAAUCGCUCCUCGAUUAUGGGAUAGCUUUGAUAGAAAAUGUCGAACCGACAAUGGAAGCAACAGAAGUUGUCUGCCAGGCCCUAGGCGGGGUUCAGCAUACUAUGUUUGGGGGUAUGUGGAAGGUCAGCACAAACCCAGACCAUGCUGACACAGCUUAUACCAACAUCACUUUGAAGCAACACACAGAUAACACGUACUUUACGGAGCCGGCGGGACUCCAAAUAUUCCAUUGCACGGAACAUACCAAUGGAACCGGUGGAGAGAACGUCUUCAUCGAUGGAUUCUACGCAGCGACAAAACUCAAAGAAGAACAUCCAGAAGACUUUGACUUCUUAACGAAAUUUCAGUUGGAAGCAGAAUAUAUUGGAGACGGACACUUCCAAAAGAAUACGGCGCCCGUUAUACAACUGGAUGGAUCUAAUAAUAUUAAACAUAUCAGAUUUAAUGCAUACGAUCGUUCACCUAUGGCGUUUGCAAGUUCUGAAGAAUGCAGAAAUUAUUACCGUGCCUUGAGGAACUUGGCCAAGUAUUUCGAAGACGGGGAAAACCAGUGGCAGAUUAAGCUGCUCCCAGGGUUUGUUCUGGUCUUCGACAACUUCCGCGUCCUACAUGGAAGAACUGCAUUUACCGGGAAACGCAUUCUUUGCGGGAGCUAUAUAUCUCGUUCUGAUUGGUUGGACAAGGCUCGGACAUUGGGUCUUAUUCAUUAA
This is a messenger RNA of Leptosia nina, 1149 nucleotides long. The record is from the annotation of a GenBank genome assembly. Lineage: Eukaryota; Metazoa; Arthropoda; Insecta; Lepidoptera; Pieridae.